Melozone crissalis (California towhee) is the source of this 834-nucleotide messenger RNA. RefSeq names its product distal-less homeobox 3 (gene DLX3). Gene Ontology annotation, molecular function: RNA polymerase II cis-regulatory region sequence-specific DNA binding; DNA-binding transcription factor activity, RNA polymerase II-specific. The transcript has 3 exons. The record is from RefSeq and is a predicted model, not a curated record. Bases 1 to 834 code for a protein of 277 amino acids. Gene Ontology annotation, biological process: regulation of transcription by RNA polymerase II; embryo development; epithelial cell differentiation. NCBI's taxonomy places the organism in Eukaryota, Metazoa, Chordata, Aves, Passeriformes, Passerellidae.
AUGAGCGGCUCUUUCGAUAAGAAGCUCUCCAGCAUCCUGACGGACCUCUCGGGCUCGCUGAGCUGCCAUGCAGCCUCCAAGGACUCUCCCACCCUGCCCGAGUCCUCGGUCACCGACCUGGGCUACUACACGGGCCAGCACGACUUCUACCCGGGCCAGUCGUACGGGCAGCCCGUGGGCCACUACCCCUACCCGCAGUUCAACCUCAACGGCAUCGGGGCCGCGGGCACCUACUCGCCCAAAUCCGAGUAUUCCUACAGCCCCUCGUACCGCCAGUACGGGCACUUCAGGGAGCAGCAGCUCCCGGCGCAGGAGGCAGUGUCCGUGAAGGAGGAGCCGGAGCCCGAGGUGCGGAUGGUCAACGGGAAGCCCAAGAAGAUCCGCAAGCCCCGCACCAUCUACUCCAGCUACCAGCUGGCCGCCCUGCAGCGCCGCUUCCAGAAGGCGCAGUACCUGGCACUGCCCGAGCGCGCCGAGCUGGCGGCACAGCUGGGGCUCACCCAGACCCAGGUGAAGAUCUGGUUCCAGAACCGGCGCUCCAAGUUCAAGAAGCUCUACAAGAACGGCGAGGUGCCCCUGGAGCACAGCCCCAACAACAGCGACUCCAUGGCCUGCAACUCCCCUCCGUCCCCGGUGUGGGACAGCCCCGGCGCCGCCCGGACCCCGCUGCCGCAGCCGCUGCCCUACAGCUCCUCGCCGGGCUUUUUGGAUGAGCACAACCCCUGGUACCACCCCCAGAGCCUCAGCGGCCCCCACGGACCCCCCCAGGCCCAGGCGGCGCCCCCAAUGCACCACCCGUCCCCCGGGCCCCCCAGCACGGGCGCCGUGUACUGA